Molecule: messenger RNA, 2094 nt
Organism: Panicum hallii
Lineage: Eukaryota; Viridiplantae; Streptophyta; Magnoliopsida; Poales; Poaceae
Product: tubby-like F-box protein 8
Exons: 5
Coding region: 475-1833 (452 amino acids)
Molecular function (GO): protein binding
Source: RefSeq, a predicted model, not a curated record
UCCUCCUCCUCCUCCUCUCUUUCUCACCUCCCUCGCUCCGCUCGUCUCCCUCGCUCCGGGUCUCCGUCUCGAGCCUUCCCCAGUCUCCACACCCACUUCCACCUCCCGUUCCUCUUCCUUCCUCUGUUGCGCGUUCACCUCCCCCUCCUGUCGCCCCCCUCCUGCUCCCACCUCCCCGGUUCACCUCUCUUCUUCUCGGUCGUCCUUUCCCGGCGGCGACGACUGGGCUUGCGGCCCCCUUCAGCACGUCUUCGCCGGGUCCUUUGCCAGCGGCGAAACCCACCAGGAACAAAUCGGGCGACUGCUUCUGUGUAGGCACACCCAAAAGCAGCAAUCCCCUCUGGGGUGGCGUGAUCUCCACUGUUCCAUAAGUGGAGCCACCAGGAAGGCUGUUGGAGACCUUCCCUGAUAUAUAUUCGCAGGCUAAGCCCCAAGGUUCUUGUAGGCCUUACUGCCCUGUUCUAGUUGGCGUAGAUGUCGUUUCGCAGUAUUGUUCGUGAUGUUCGGGACAGUUUUGGUAGCCUGUCGAGGCGGAGCUUUGAGGUGACCAUCUUUGGCCUUUCCGGACUCACCGGGCAUCACAGGGGCAAAUCUCAGAGUACGGUGCAUGAGCUCCGUGAUACAGAUCUCAUAAUCCAGGAGAGCCGUUGGGCUAAUCUCCCUCCUGAGCUCCUCCGGGAUGUGAUCCGGAGGCUGGAGGCCAGUGAGAGCACCUGGCCAAAUCGCAAGAAUGUUGUAUCCUGUGCUGCCGUUUGUCGGGCAUGGAGGGAGAUGUGCCGGGAGAUCGUGCUCAGCCCGGAGUUCUGUGGGAAGCUUACCUUCCCAGUUUCUUUAAAGCAGCCCGGGCAUCGAGAUGGAAUGAUUCAAUGUUUCAUAAAGCGAGAUAAAUCAAAGUCUACAUAUCAUCUCUACUUGUGCCUGAGCACUGCUGUACUUACAGAGAAUGGCAAGUUCCUCUUGUCAGCUAAAAGGAACCGCAAAACAACCUGCACAGAGUAUGUUAUCUCGAUGGAUGCUGACAACAUCUCGAGAUCAAGCAGCACAUAUAUUGGAAAACUUAGGUCCAACUUCCUAGGCACAAAAUUUAUGAUCUAUGACACACAGCCCCCUUAUGAUGGGGCUGUUGUCCCUCACGCCGGACGGACCAGCCGGAGAUUCAACUCCAAGAAAGUCUCCCCUAAGGUGCCAACUGGUAGCUACAACAUAGCUCAGGUGACAUAUGAGCUAAAUGUUCUCGGCACAAGGGGCCCUAGGCGGAUGCACUGUGUCAUGCACUCCAUACCUGCCUCCGCAGUUGAGCCUGGCGGCAUAGUCCCUGGACAGCCCGAGCAGAUUCUGCCUCGAGCGUUAGAGGAGUCUUUUCGCAGCACUACCUCUUUCUCCAAGUCAUCCAUCAUGGACCGGUCCAUGGAUUUCAGCAGCUCCCGCGACUUCAGCAGUGUCCGUGACUUCAGCAGCGCCCGCUUUUCUGACAUUGCCGGAGGCACCAUGGUUGGUGACGAAGAGGGACAAAAUAAGGAGAGGCCGCUUGUGCUUCGGAACAAGGCCCCCAGAUGGCACGAACAGCUGCAAUGCUGGUGCCUUAACUUCCGUGGCCGUGUAACCAUUGCCUCGGUGAAGAAUUUCCAGCUGAUCGCCGCAUCAAGCCAGCCCCCAGCCGCUGGGGCUCCAACCCCAUCGCAACCUGCUCCACCCGACCAGGACAAGGUCAUCCUGCAGUUUGGCAAGGUGGCGAAAGAUAUGUUCACCAUGGACUACCGCUACCCGCUCUCAGCCUUCCAGGCUUUUGCCAUCUGUUUGAGUAGCUUUGACACCAAAUUAGCAUGUGAGUAGAUAGACGCCAUGGAAUCGCUGGACUCGGAGCUGGAAAUGCACAAAAGAAGAGAUGCAUCUAGCCCUAGGAUUCUAGCUUGAUGCUUUUGCAUUUUAUUGUGUUCUCUCAUGGUUGUAUUGUGUUCUGCUUCAUGUUGUAGCCUUGGAACCGGACUUCUGAGCAUGUAUGUUUCACCUGCCGGCACCACGGUUGGUGGCAUUCGUAUGAUAUGCAUCAGAUUCCACCCUUAACGUGAAAAGGUUCCCUUGAUGAAUUGUUUA